Messenger RNA from Acanthisitta chloris (rifleman), 163 nucleotides. RefSeq names its product thrombin-like enzyme F202. Gene Ontology annotation, biological process: proteolysis. The transcript has a single exon. Gene Ontology annotation, molecular function: serine-type endopeptidase activity. The record is from RefSeq and is a predicted model, not a curated record. NCBI's taxonomy places the organism in Eukaryota, Metazoa, Chordata, Aves, Passeriformes, Acanthisittidae. The annotation marks the transcript as partial.
UGCCCGAGGAGGACGAGUCUCGGAUCAUCGGAGGUCGUCCUUGUUCCAUGGACCAAAGACCUUUCCAGGUGGCUUUGACCAAACGUGGCCAAAUCCUGUGCGGAGGGAGCCUGGUGGGCAACCAAUGGGUGCUGACCGCCGCCCACUGCCGACAGCCAAUCAG